AUGGGAAGUGGUGUUUCGAGGCUGUGUUCUUGCUUAGAACCGGUUCACCGGACUAACCGAACCCAACAAAAAGACCAUAUAUUCACUGCAAAUGAACCGUUGGAUGAAACCCUAGGUCAUUCUUUCUGUUACGUUAGAUCUUCACCUCGCUUUCUCUCUCCUUCUCACUCCGAUCGCUUUCUCUCACCUUCUACUUCUCUUCGCUUCUCACCUACCCAUGAAUCUCUUCCUAAAACCCGACCCGAUUUUCCCGAAACCUCUUUUAAAGCCAUUUCUGGUGCUUCGGUUAGUGCGAAUAGUUCGGUUCCCAAAACGGUUAUUCAGUUAGAAGAAGAAUCCUCCGCCGCUGUUGAUUCUGCUUCCGGUGCUGCUCUUGGGAAGGGGAUAAUUCUCAAUGGCUUUGAGAGUACGUCGUCGUUUUCUGCUCUUCCGCUUCAGCCUGUUCCCAGAGGCGGUGAGCUUUUCGAGGGGAGUGGUUUUUUUCUCUCCGGUCCGAUUGAGAGCGGCGCGCAUUCCGGACCGAUUAACGCAGGUUCUACGGUUGAUUCGGGUGUUUCCGGUGGGAGGGAUGUUCCUUUUUCGGCGCCGUUAGGGGGGAUGUACCCGAGGAAGAGAGGUGUGUCGGGGUUUAGGAAGGCGUUUCAGCGAAAGGUGUCCGAGAAGAAGCGGCCGUGGGUGGUGCCGGUGUUGAACUUCGUUGGGAGGAAGGAGGUUCCGGGGAGUGAAGGGAAGGGGAAGCCUGUUGAGGCCAAGAGUGAGAGCAAUGUGCAGUGGGCGCUAGGGAAAGCUGGAGAGGAUCGGGUUCAUGUGGUGGUUUCGGAGGAGCAAGGGUGGUUGUUCGUUGGGAUUUAUGAUGGUUUCAAUGGUCCUGAUGCCCCGGAGUUUUUGAUGGGUCAUAUGUACCGUGCUGUUCACAAUGAGCUUCAGGGUUUGUUUUGGGAAGUUGAAGAACCGGUAGAGAGUCAUAAUCCUGUUGAGGAGAAAAACAAAAACAAACCGGAGGGAGAAAAUUCAAGUGCUGGUUUGGUACAAAGGACUGAAACUGCUCCCGUGGCGGGAACGGAGAGUAAACGCCGUAGGCUGUGGGAAUUUCUGGCUGAAGACCCUGAAGAUGGACUUGAUCUUUCUGGGUCUGAUAGGUUUGCAUUUUCUGUUGACGAUGCACUUAGUGUUAGUAAUAAUACCAAUGCAGGCUCCGCCGGAAGUAGACGGUGGCUGUUGCUGUCCAAACUGAAGAAUGGUUUGUCUUCUAAGCAAAAAGAGGGUAAUGGUAGGAAGUUGUUGCCGUGGAAUUUAGGGAAUGGGGAGGAGAAAGAAGAUAAGACUGAUGUGGAAAACAAGCCUUCUGCGUCUGGCAUUGGUGGUGGGAGAAGACGGAAGCUGGGUCCAGUUGAUCAUGAUUUGGUUUUGAAUGCAAUGUCUCGGGCGCUUCAAGUGACCGAGCUUGCAUACUUGGAUAUGACCGAUAAGCUUCUGGAUACAAAUCCUGAACUUGCUUUGAUGGGUUCUUGUCUGUUGGUUGCUUUGAUGAGGGAUGAGGAUGUGUAUGUGAUGAAUGUUGGGGAUAGUCGUGCAAUUGUUGCACAUUAUGAGCCCAAGGAGGUUCAGGAUACUUCCAAUGUGGAAUCUGCAAGCAAGGGAGGAGACGCUGGUGUUGGUUCGAGCACCGAGAGCAUAGUUGAGGAGUCCUUAGCUUUAGAUGGUACUCAAACCGAAGAUGCAAUCAAGUUGGGGAAUCCGGGUCCUGCUCAAGAAAUGAGGUUGGCGGCAUUGCAGCUGUCUACUGACCACAGCACCAGCAUUAAAGAAGAAAUCAUUAGAAUUAAGAAUGAGCAUCCUGAUGAUCCCCAUUGCAUAGUCAAUGAUAGAGUUAAAGGUCGUCUUAAGGUCACCAGAGCAUUUGGGGCUGGAUCUUUGAAACUGCCAAAGUUGAAUGCCGCAGUACUGGAAAUGUUUCGUAAUGAUUACAUUGGCACUGCUCCAUAUAUAUCAUGCAUCCCUUCACUACGGCACCAUAGAUUAUGUCCAAGGGAUCAGUUCCUGAUCCUCUCAUCUGAUGGCUUGUAUCAAUAUCUAAACAAUGACGAAGUUGUUUCUCAAGUUGAGAGCUUCAUGGAAAAGUUUCCAGAAGGAGACCCUGCCCAGCAUUUAAUAGAAGAGCUGCUCCUCCGUGCAGCCAAGAAGGCUGGAAUGGAUUUUCAUGAGUUGCUGGAUAUUCCGCAAGGAGAUCGGAGGAAGUAUCACGAUGACGUUACUGUUAUGGUGAUAUCACUUGAAGGAAGAAUAUGGAAAUCGUCAGGGAAAUAUCUGUGA
This is a messenger RNA of Vicia faba (fava bean), 2313 nucleotides long. The record is from the annotation of a GenBank genome assembly. NCBI's taxonomy places the organism in Eukaryota, Viridiplantae, Streptophyta, Magnoliopsida, Fabales, Fabaceae.